UUGACGCACCGCCUGCGUGACGUCAUCAUUAGAUCAUUUCCCGGAAGUGCAAUUACUGCAACACGGAAGCGUUGGAAAGAAAACAAAUAAUCGUUUAAAUUUGAGUCGAGUUGAAGUCGGAGGACGACCAAAGUGCCCUUUUUCUUUUGAAUCUUUGUCUUUACACCCUUGGCUCUGGUUUACGAUGGAGUUCCUGUUUGGGAAGAGGAAGACUCCGGAGGAGAUGCUGAGGCAGAAUCAGAGGGCGCUGAACCGGGCCAUGAGAGAGCUGGACCGAGAGCGGAUGAAGCUGGAGCAGCAGGAGAAGAAGAUCAUCGCCGACAUCAAGAAAAUGGCCAAACAGGGACAAAUGGAUGCAGUGAAGAUCAUGGCGAAGGACCUGGUCCGCACGCGGCGCUACGUGAAGAAGUUCAUCAUGAUGAAGGCCAACAUUCAGGCCGUCAGCCUGAAGAUACAAACGCUCAAGUCCAACAACAGCAUGGCGCAGGCCAUGAAGGGAGUCACCAAAGCCAUGGCCACCAUGAACAGACAGCUGAAGCUGCCCCAGAUCCAGAAGAUCAUGAUGGACUUUGAGCGGCAGAGUGAAAUCAUGGACAUGAAAGAGGAGAUGAUGAAUGACGCCAUAGACGACGCCAUGGGCGACGAGGAUGACGAGGAGGAGAGCGACGCCAUCGUGUCCCAAGUUCUGGACGAGCUGGGCCUCAAUCUGUCCGACGAGCUGUCGAAUCUUCCCAGCACCGGGGGCAGCCUGUCGGUGGCCGGGGGGAAGAAGGCGGAGCCCCAGGCCGCUCUGGCCGACGCCGACGCCGACCUGGAGGAGAGACUCAACAACCUGAGACGGGACUGAGGCAGAAAACCAUCAGCGGGGGGCGGAGCCGAGCGGUCGGCUUCAGGAGGCCGGGGGCCUCAUAAAAGGCGUCCGGCUUUCUGUUUGAGGUGUUUUCAGUUUGAGUUUGUCUCUGUGUCGUGUAUCUUUUUGCAAAAACAAGAAAAAAUAUUACAAGGGUCUUUGUCCUCCUUAGGUCUAGCGAAUCAUCGUCUCCUUUCAGGCCAAAUGACACAGAUUUACGCAGUUUAUUUCUUUAUUUCUUCAUCUGUGUAAAUACUUACAGCUCCAAGCACGUUUUCACAGCUAACACUAAUCACGUCAUAUUUAAAGGAAACCAAAACAAAGCUGGUGGUAUUACAGAAAACGAGAUUUUAUAUAUUGACAUUUAGGGAUAUCAGCGCAUUUUAUACAUGAGGCAGGUUUGGUGUUUGUAACGUGAUGAGCUGAGAUGGUCUUUUGUUCUGUUGGUGAGCAGAAGACGGUGGAUAUUUCUUUGAGAAAAACGUGUCCGGCUGCUUCUGAAGCAGCACAAACACACUCCUGCAUCUCCUCUCGAGGCGUUUUAGUUUUUUUCUGAAAUCACCAAAAUGUUUAAUAAGCAGUUGGUGGCGUUUAUUUUUAAAAACUCAACUUUGUUUUCUUUUCUUUACUCAAUAAACUUUUUUUCCAGGUUUAAAUAAC
This is a messenger RNA of Menidia menidia (Atlantic silverside), 1510 nucleotides long. Lineage: Eukaryota; Metazoa; Chordata; Actinopteri; Atheriniformes; Atherinopsidae. The record is from the annotation of a GenBank genome assembly.